Molecule: messenger RNA, 2342 nt
Organism: Diachasmimorpha longicaudata
Lineage: Eukaryota; Metazoa; Arthropoda; Insecta; Hymenoptera; Braconidae
Gene: TM9SF4
Product: transmembrane 9 superfamily member 4
Exons: 3
Coding region: 167-2050 (627 amino acids)
Biological process (GO): protein localization to membrane
Cellular component (GO): membrane
Source: RefSeq, a predicted model, not a curated record
UUCACACGCUUCAGAACUUAUUUUGACGAUUACUGAAUAAUACUUGAAAGAACUUCGCAGUAGUGUGUCCGCGUGAGUGGAGUGCUAGAUUGAAACAACACGACGUGUCACAGUACAGAGGAGGAUUAUCGGUGUGGCGCCUUCGAGUACCGAGUAGCGUAGCAGAAUGGAGAGGUUAAAAUGGACUGGUGUUAUUCUGUCACUGGUUAUGUCAUUGAGCCACGGAUUUUACGUACCCGGAGUGGCUCCAGUGGAGUUUAAGAAAUCCCAGAAGAUUGACGUGAAAGCUGUCAAGAUGACAAGCACUCACACACAAUUGCCCUACGAGUACUAUUCUCUUCCCUUCUGUUUACCCAAAAAUGGGACAUUCGUUUACAAAUCAGAGAACCUCGGGGAGGUCCUACGAGGUGAUCGCAUUGUCACUACUCCCUAUGAGGUGGCAAUGGGGGAGAAUGUUCCCUGUCGACUUCUGUGUCAUUCUCCCAAGAACCCAAUGACAUGGACUGAGGACGAAUCGAAACGAGUUAUUGAGAGGAUUAAACACGAGUACACUGUGCACCUGCUGAUUGAUAAUCUACCAGCAGCUACGAAGAAGGUCCACAAAGACGACAGCCUCUUUGUUUACCACGGCUAUCGCCUGGGAGAAGCUCUUGGGGACCAGGUCUACAUUAACAAUUAUCUGAAGCUCAAACUGAGCUACCAUAAACAUGGAGAGAAUGAAUUCCGAGUAGUUGGCUUCGAGGUAGAAGCACGAUCAGUCGAUUAUACUCAACUAGAGUUCGAAGGCAAUAACUGUCAGCCCCCCGGGCAAAUUGGGCCGCAGUAUGUCAAUCCAAAGGGCACGAGGCUCCUCUUUUUCUACUCUGUAGAGUGGGCAGAGUCGGACGUUAGCUGGGCCAGCAGAUGGGACAUUUACCUAGGCAUGACUGACGUCGAGAUUCACUGGUUCUCGAUAAUAAACUCAGUGGCCGUUGUUGUAUUUUUAUCAGGAAUUCUCACCAUGAUAAUGGUAAGGACUUUGCGAAGAGAUAUUGCUCGUUACAAUGCAGGUGAGAGUGACUCCCUGGCUGGAUUGGAUGAGUCCAUCGAGGAGACUGGCUGGAAACUUGUGCAUGGAGAUGUCUUUCGUCCACCCACCAACUCCAGGUUAUUUUCAGCAGUUAUUGGGAGUGGAAUACAGAUAUUUUUCAUGGCUUUGAUCACGAUAUUCUUCGCUAUGCUCGGAAUGCUCUCACCUGCUAGCCGAGGAUCGUUAGCUACGUGUGCCAUCUUUUUGUAUGUCUUCUCGGGACUUAUAGCUGGAUACUUCUCAGCCAGACUCUACAAGACAAUGAAGGGGAGAGAGUGGAAGAGAGCAGCAUUUCUCACAGCAACUCUGUAUCCUGGCAUUGUCUCCAGCACCUGCUUCUUUUUGAACUUCUUUAUCUGGGGAAAACACAGUUCUGGAGCGGUGCCAUUCACAACAAUGCUUGCACUUCUGUGCCUGUGGUUUGGAAUAUCUUUGCCACUGGUUUAUCUCGGUUAUUUCUUUGGGUAUAGAAAACAACCCUUUACACAUCCUGUUAGGACUAAUCAAAUACCUAGGCAGGUGCCUGAUCAACUUUGGUACAUGAAUCCAAUGCUAUGUACAUUGAUGGCUGGCAUUCUUCCAUUUGGAGCAGUGUUCAUCGAAUUGUUCUUUAUCCUAAAUGCACUAUGGGAGAACCAAGUUUAUUACCUUUUUGGCUUCCUCUUCCUUGUCUUCUGCAUCCUUGUCAUAUCGUGUUCACAGAUAUCCAUCGUAAUGGUUUAUUUCCAGCUGUGUGGCGAAGAUUACAGAUGGUGGUGGAGAAGUUUCAUAGUGGGUGGGGGUUCAGCAGUUUAUGUAUUGGCAUAUUCAGUAUUCUACUUUAUGACGAAACUCGAAAUAACCGAAUUAGUACCAACACUUAUGUACUUUGGUUAUACAGCGCUCAUGGUGCUUACUUUCUGGCUGUUGACUGGAACUAUUGGUUUUUUCGCUGCGUACGCGUUCAUUCGUAAAAUUUACGCAGCUGUCAAAAUCGACUAGUCACAAUUAAUGAAUCAAGUGAGAAUUUCUGUAAGAUGUUUUUUUUUUUUUAUUUUAAAAUCAAUCUCUAUUGUCAAUCAUGUCGACAGUGAGUGGAGGCCAGAGAUAAUCCAGCCGAAUUAUUUAUUUUUUCGGUAACUUGGACAAUUUAAAAUAAGAGAACUAUAGGGAGAGAUAAGUUCAUUAAAAUAGGCAAGAAUUGAAUGUCAGAGUGUAGGAACUUUGUUAACAUUAUAUUUUGUAAAGUAAUAAUUUUUUAAGAAUAAAUAUUUGUAUGAGUGCGAUAACCUGA